AUGAUUAAGUAUCAGCGACUUCGUCAAUAUAUUCUGGACCAGAAUGUUUACAGCACAGAAACCGAUGAUCAACAUACUGUAAAAACGGAAAUUCUGGCAACUAGGCUCUAUUUAAUACUGCUCAUUCUUAUUUUAUAUGCAUAUGCGUUUUACGAAGCAUCAGUUACUCAUUUGAUAACCGUUAUUAUCUCCAAACCAACCAUAGAGCAAUACGAGGAAUUGAUUAGACAAUAUCCUGAUACGUUACAAUGUCCAUGUGAACAAAUUUCUAUUUCCUAUAAAGAAUUUCUUCACAUUUCAUCAGUCUAUCAUCAAAUUUGCUCGUCGGAUUUUGUUAGUCAACGUUGGAUGGAUUAUUUGUUAUAUGAGAAUAUUUCGUACUAUUAUCAACGUGAUUUUCGUCGAAGUGCUUCGGGUCAAUUUCAGCUUCUUCGUACAUUCUGUGAACAGGCACAAGACACGAUCGAUUAUAGUCUAAUUCAAUUUUAUUCGAAUCAGUUCCUUACAAAAGAGUUGAUUACGAUGGAAACAUUCGACAUUCAAGUGAAUUCAUUGGUUAACUUAUUUCGGAGAACUACGUCAACGUCAUUUCUGGAUGUAUUGAACACGAUUAGGUCAAUAUUUCUGCGACAACUUUUUCUGUCAGGAAUGGGAGCAUCACUUGAACUUACCUGCUAUGUCCAAAAUUCCAUUUGCUUUCCAGCUAUAAGCGUAGUAACAUAUAAAUCAGAUAUAAGCACCACAGAACUCAGUUGCAGUUGUACAGAAUCAUCGAUCUGUAAAUUAUCAGAAGGUUUCUAUAUUACUAGUGAAACUUACAUUUUUACUUCAAAUUGGUUUAAUCCCACAGUGGGAGGUGAAACUAUUCGGACUUUUAACAGAACAUUUGCCUUGCCUGGAAUGCUUAUCGGUUGCGUUCCUAGCGAAUCAUUACUUUAUUCAACGGGUGAAUGCUUAUUCGAUGACUCAUGUUUGAAUCUCAUAGGUAAUCAUAUCGAUUAUACACCAACAAAUAUUAGUUCGUUUUCGAAAUUAAAUCAAUCAGUAUCGACACCAAAUACAACAUAUGAAACAUUAAUAAAUAACUUAUUUGUUGAACAAUGGAUCACUAAUCAAUCGUUUGAUGCCUAUUUUAGUCAAUGUCAACCAGUACAUUGUCAAUAUACGAAUGAAGUAGGACAGAGUUUGGGCGUGACUUUGACUUCAAUUAUUAGUUUAUAUGGUGGAUUGAGAGUCAUUUUGUCGUCUGUGAUCCUAUUUAUUGCUAAUUUCGCUUUGAAGAAAUGUCAACAUCGCCGAACAAACAAUGAGAAAACGUCAACGAACGGUUCUGCGAAGACAAGUUGUAGUCAAUUAAUACGAAAAGGUUGGGAUUUGAUCAAAAAAGUAAAUUUAUUCGAUAGUGCAACAAACGAUGAACAUUUGAAACGAAAUGAAAUCUUAUCAUCACAAGUUUAUUGCAUGGUACUGCCAAUCGUAUUGUUGACUUUUGGUAUUUAUUUAUCAUUGGAAAAGCAAACAAGACUUAUCACUAUUGACAAUCCAACACAAACUCAAUAUGAACAACUUCAAAAUAGUUCAGUUAAUGAUCUCCAUUGUCCAUGUAAUGAUAUUUCCAUUAAAUAUGUUAAUUUUCUUAGUUUUCAGCCGAGAUAUCAUCAGAUCUGUUCAAGUGUAUUUACUUCUCAGUUAUGGAGUGGCAGUACGUACUGGAAGGAUACGUCAAAUUAUCGUGUGGAUGAUUUUCGACAAAUGUCAAGUAUUUUUUUCGAAUAUAUAUCAAUCGUAUGUGACGUAGCAAAUGAAUUAGUAACUCACAGUUUAACUGUCUUUGAGCAAAAUGAAUAUUUGACAUCCGAAGUCGUCUCACCUGACAUCUUUAAAAGUGAUAUCAUGUCGCUUGCUGAACUAUUUGCAACCACAACACAACAGUCAUUUUUACUUCGUAUCAAUUUGAUUCGACGAAUUACGUCUGCAAAUCAAUUCAUCAAUCAACUAAGAACGAAUACAAUUUUUACACUUGCUACAGUCGACAGAAAUCAUAAUAGUGCAGGGUGCCAUUCUAUGAUACGUUCAUUCCAGGGAUGUUCUUGUGCCACAAAUCCAUUAUGUAAACACCAAUUGCCUUUAUAUGGCAACAGUAAAGUAUAUAAUAUACCGGGAAUAUAUCAAGCUUGUCUUUUUCUUGACACAGUUUUAUUAUCGACAUCUGAGUGUUUUUUUAGUCAAGAUUGUAUCAAUAUGUUAAAAUCUUUUAUGAAACCAGAAUCUGAAAUAUACAAAAAGUUGAAAUCAUUGAAUUCAUCGAUCUCGAGUCAGUAUCAAUCCAAUACUACAAUGGAAGACAUCGUUAAUAAUUUAUUUAUCGAAGAAUGGAAUCCAUUGUAUUUUUACAAUCAAUAUUAUGCUCAAUGUCAACCCUCCUUUUGUUCAUAUACAAGAGAAGAAAAAUUGAGCUUUAUUGACAUAAUAACAAAGUUAAUUAGUAUAUAUGGAGGAUUAUCAUUGAUACUCAAAAUUUUCCUACCAUUGCUCAUAAAUACGAUCAGACGAAAAUCACAAGAAACAAAAAAAGUACCAUUUUCCAUUCGAAUUCAACAAGCUCUUUCGACAAUCAAAACAAAACUAAUCAAUUUGAAUUUAUUUCGAACUAAAACGACAAAUACUUCGACGAUCAAGAAACAACUGUACACAACAAGAUUUUAUCUGGCUAUCUCAAUGAUUACAUUUGCAAUUCUUCUAUCAUAUGUAUUGACCAAUGAAAAAUCGAUCAAUGUCAAAGUGGAAUUGAACAAUUUAAAUGAAUAUAAUGUUUUGUUAAGCAAAUAUUCGACAACACUUAACUGUCCGUGUUCUGAUAUAUCCAUCACUUACGAUCAGUUUAUUAAGAUGAGUCCAUCUUAUCAUCAAAUCUGUUCGUCUGAUUUUGUUACUCAACAAUGGAUCGAAUUUUUGUAUACUGAGAAUAGAACUUAUGAAAAGAGUUUCUAUGCGGUAGCUUCAGCUCAAUUUCAAAUUCUUUCAUCGUUAUGUAAGCAAGUACAAGAAACGGUGAAUAAUAGUCUUGUUCUAUUUUAUGCCACAAAACUUACAAGUGAUCAAUUGAUAUCUUCCAAUCUUUUUCAAAUUCAAGUUGAAACAAUCGUGAACACAUUCCGAACAUCGGCCCCUCAAACAUUCAAACGAACUUUAGUGAUGCUCAGUAGUUUCAUUCAUGGUAAUGCAUUCAUAACACCGUAUGAAACAAACUGGAAAUAUCUUAUAUUAAAUACAUAUGAUAAAGCACCUAUUUAUGCAAACCCUCAGCGGUAUGGCGGAUCAUGUAGUUGUGGAACGUCGUCAAAAUGUACAGAAAAAGUUCAACUUAAUACGAAUUCCAACUCGACGUUAAAUGGAAUGUUGAUUGGUUGUUAUAUACACGAAACAUUAUUACAAUCGACAUUGGAAUGUUUAUAUGAUCAAGAGUGUUUGGAUUUAAUUCGAAAUUCUUUUCGAAAACAAACAUCUUCUGACGAUGAUUUUCGAAUACUCAAUUCAACUUUAUUAACAAAUCAUUCUUUUGGAAUAAGUGAAACUGUACAAGAAAUGGUUGAUCGAUUAUUUGUCAAUGAAUGGACUCUGAAUUAUUCGUAUGAAAGUUAUUAUGAGAAAUGUCAUUCAACUUAUUGCACUUAUUCGUAUAUACAAAAUUCUGAUAUGCUUUAUAUCAUAACAACAAUUCUUGGUUUAUUUGGCAGUUUAACCAUACUUUUGAGGAUGUUCUCAAAAUUUAUUACUGUAAUUAUACUUUCAAUCAUCAAAUGCGACAAAAAUAAGGUUGUCCCAGUAUCAUCAUUAACGGAUUAA
Adineta ricciae is the source of this 3846-nucleotide messenger RNA. Lineage: Eukaryota; Metazoa; Rotifera; Eurotatoria; Adinetida; Adinetidae. The record is from the annotation of a GenBank genome assembly.